Girardinichthys multiradiatus is the source of this 670-nucleotide messenger RNA. Its product is annotated as phospholipase A and acyltransferase 4-like. Gene Ontology annotation, biological process: N-acylphosphatidylethanolamine metabolic process. Gene Ontology annotation, cellular component: cytoplasm. Gene Ontology annotation, molecular function: A2-type glycerophospholipase activity; glycerophospholipid phospholipase A1 activity. Lineage: Eukaryota; Metazoa; Chordata; Actinopteri; Cyprinodontiformes; Goodeidae. The coding region runs from base 4 to 489 and encodes 161 amino acids. The record is from RefSeq and is a predicted model, not a curated record. The transcript is spliced from 4 exons.
GACAUGAACGGAGAUGAACCGAAGCCUGGAGACUUGAUUGAGAUCUUCCGUAACGUCUAUGAGCACUGGGCUGUGUACGUUGGAGAGGGCUACGUUGUUCAUCUUCUGGGACCAGAUGGAAGUCUUUCGUCCUCCAGCACCAUAAACCUUCCCAUUGGGAAGAACAACGUCCUGAAACAGAAGCUACUGGAGGUGGUGAGCACUGACGAGUGGACGAUCAACAACCUCCACGACCAGGAGAAACAACCCCGCCCUCCGGAGGUUAUCGUGAACGAAGCCCACAAACUCGUGGGCACAACUCGAUCAUACAACGUCGUCAACUACAACUGUGAACAUUUUGCAACUGAGCUUCGCUACGGCAACGCUGAGUCAGAGCAGGUAGAAGAAGCUGUGAAGGUCACACUUGGUGUGACUGGACUCUCAAUAACUGUGGGAGUCGUGAUCGUGGCUUUUUUACUUUGGAAGACUCAAAGGUCAUCAAGUAACUGAUGUAAAUUUUAAUUUUAAAUGAUUUAAACCCAUUUUAGAUUAUUUGAACAGUUUUAUUUUUGUCCAGAAGACAGAAGAAAACAGAUGUUUGUUUUGUAAAUGUCCAUUUUUUGUUACCUGAGCUUUAAGGUUGAUCAAACAUUAUUAUGAAAACACAUUAAAUAUGAAUCAUUUAAACUCA